Messenger RNA from Sordaria macrospora k-hell, 1080 nucleotides. RefSeq lists its product as uncharacterized. The record is from RefSeq and is a predicted model, not a curated record. NCBI's taxonomy places the organism in Eukaryota, Fungi, Ascomycota, Sordariomycetes, Sordariales, Sordariaceae.
AUGCCGCCAAUAAAACUAGCUCCGAAGCGACGCGACGCAAAAGCGCAAAAGAGCUACCUGGACUCCGUUGCUGAUAAGCUUCUGGAGUUCUCGACGCCAAAACACAAGCGAGACCCAGCCCCGGCAUCAACUUUGCACGUCGAGAAAUGGGACGAAAUUCUUCCCUCGGCGCAUGGGCAGGUUGCCAGGAGAGCAGCCGUCGCAGACACUGAAAACCCAACACUAACACUUGCAAUCCUUGGAGCCCACCUCUCCGGAAAUUCACCACCCACCCGCGUCCUCCCACGACAGUACGCUGAAACCUCCACAAUCCCAGCCUACUACGGGGCGCUCUACUCCAGCCCCUCUCCGGGCGCCGUAGUCGGCAUCACCCUCGGCGCCGUCGCAGGCUUCAUCCUGAUCCUUUUCCUCAUCUACACAUGCGUCAAUCUAGGCGGCUACUCAACAGCAAUCAGCGAAUCCGGAGGGACCGCGUCGGUAGUGACGCGGCGGAGCCGACACCAUUAUCACUCCUCGCACCACAGCGAGGUAGAGGGUGGCGGCCGUAGCCGUGGCGUGUAUAAACACCGGGGGGGCAGCAGGCGCCGGUCAAGGUCCACGUCUUCGGCUGGUGAUGGGCCAGAAACGGUGGAGAUACGCAGGACUACCAAGACGACCCGUGAUCACCGUGGUAGGGAACAUGGACACGGUCACGGCGACGGCAUUGUUCUUGAAGAGCGGCACCGGUCAAGGUCGAUGGGACACGGACACGGACAGGGACACCCGCAUGGAGAGCCGGUUGCCCAGCGCAUCGUGGUUGAGGAGAGGAGGAGAAGUACCAGGAGACAAUCGAGGACAGCAGCGAGGUCGCGGUCGCCGCCAAGACCCAUUGUGGUGGAGGCCUCUGAGCCCUCGCUUCCUCAUGAGAGAGAGAGGAUUGUGGUUGAGGAGGAUGUUAGUAGUGUGUCGUCGCCGCCGGGGCCGCCAAGGCGGAGGAGGAGCUCGGGAUACCGCGAGAUUCGACCAGAUGAGUUUGCGGCUGGGGAUGAGCCGUUGAGGGAUGUGAGGAGGUCGAGAAGUAUUAGCCGACAUAGGGAGUGA